CUCCAUCUCGGUCUCUCGCUCAGAGCACUUCGUUCGGCAGAGCGGUAUAACAGAGUGGAGUGUGUGUUUGCCGUGGCGUGUGUGUCCAGAGCAGCGAUCGCAGUGAAAACAGAGAGAGAGAGAGAGAGAGAAAGAGAGAGAGAGAGAUAGAAAGAUAGGCAGAUAGAAAGAGAGAGAGAGAGAGAGAGACAUCCAGAGGCAGGACUGAGCGGACUGAGAAAAAGCAACACUCCUGACCACCACGUAUGUAGAUGUUUCACACAGGAUGAGCUGCAGAUCUGCACUCACACCGCUGACGGGACGAUCCCACAGUUUGACGGAGGGACGGACAUAGAGAUGCUGGCAGUCUAACACAAUCUCCUUGCAUCCCCAGUCACAGAGGACCACGGCUCAUCUAACAGUGUCGCAUAUAACUGAGGACACAUCCAGGCGCCUCAUCCACCUCGCCGACAUCCUAACGGCAGCACAAAGGUCCCUUCUCUCAGACCAGCCGGCUGUACAUGGAGACCCCCAGUUGGGCAGAAACCAAGCCAGGAAGUGGUCUGUGCAAACCAGGAAGCAUCGCUCUGUUUGGAAACGUGGUGUACAGCGGGCUGCUCAACGAGCACUUCUGGCACUUCGGGGUUCCCCUCGUCACCAGACUGGGUAACCAAGAGGCCCCAGCUCCCCCUGAAGCCAUGGCCCAACCCUUCCCACCGGCCCAGUACCCCCCUCCACCACAGAACGGGAUCCCUGCUGAGUACGCCACGCCCCAUACCCACCAACCGGCCGACUACACGGGACCAAGCACGGUGGCCGAGCACGCCCUGACACUGUACACGCCGACACACACACACAGCGAACAGCCGGGAAAUGACAGCAACACCCCCGCCCUCACAGCCAACACAGUAACGCAGGCCGAGGAGGCUGUACAGACAGAGGGCUCCCAGCAGCUCCACCUGCAGCCCAACGACUCGUCCGGGAAGCAGCAGCCCAAGAGGUUACACGUCUCCAACAUCCCCUUCCGCUUCCGAGAUCCUGACCUCCGGCAAAUGUUCGGGCAAUUUGGCAAGAUUUUAGACGUGGAGAUUAUUUUUAACGAGCGAGGCUCCAAGGGCUUUGGGUUUGUAACAUUUGAAACGAGUGCAGAUGCUGAUCGUGCACGGGAGAAACUAAAUGGUACAAUCGUAGAAGGACGGAAAAUAGAGGUCAACAACGCCACAGCCAGAGUAAUGACCAACAAAAAGGUGGCGAACCCUUACACAAACGGCUGGAAGCUGAAUCCAGUGGUUGGAGCAGUAUAUGGACCCGAAUUUUAUGCAGUUACAGGCUUUCCAUACCCCAGCACAGGAGCAGCCAUGGCCUACAGAGGGGCCCAUUUGAGAGGGAGGGGUCGGGCCGUCUACAACACGUUCCGCGCCGCACCUCCUCCUCCACCCAUCCCUGCCUACGGAGCUGUGGUCUACCAGGAUGGUUUUUAUGGUGCAGAAAUAUAUGGAGGGUACGCAGCUUACAGAUAUGCCCAGCCAGCUGGUACCGCUGCAGCCGCGUACAGCGACAGUUACGGCAGAGUCUAUGCAACAGCAGACCCGUAUCACCAUACGAUUGGUCCUGCAGCCACUUACAGUGUGGGCACUAUGGCUAGCCUUUACAGAGGAGGGUGCAGUCGCUUCACUCCCUACUAGAAAAGAGAGAGACACGUCCCCUUUCCUUCCCCGCAAAACAGACAAAAAAAAACAAAAAAAACAAAACAACAACAAAAGAAAUCACUAAAUAACCAUCAUUACCCUCUUUAUGGAAAACUAAAAACAAAAUGCUUCCAGAUGGCAAAUGUGACCCUGAAAUGCAAGAAUCGUUCUCAAGUUGCUUCCCUUUCUACAGAGUGUACACAUUGUCAUUUAUUAAUGUCAUGUACUUAUUUUGGAAAAGAACAUUUUUGUUACUCUGUUUUGACUCGAAUGUAUUUGCAAUGAAAUGUCUGUGGUGGAAAAAAGACGAAGUGGGGAAAGAGUUGAUGAAGAGAACUUUUAGUCUUCUUCUUCUCACUCUUUCUCUCUUUUAUUGCUCUGCAACUCAGCUCCUUUGGAGUGGCCUUUUGCGCUAGUUUUAAUUCCAUCUAAUUUCCCUACCUUUAUUGUUUCAAUUAGUCAUUUCCCCCAUAUACAUUAAGAGCACUAAUGUUCAGCAAUUCCAGAUUGGGCAACAAAUUUCGGAUUGGAUUUAUUAAGUAAAUGAUACAGCCAUUCCACCCCCUGACAGAACUGGCUCCAUUGUAAGUGAGCCAAUAACUGGAGCUGAGUUUCAGACUGUCUUAAUGGGACUCAGAGCUGUUGAGCCCAAAGGAGGUGAAACUGUAAAAAAAAAAAAAAAAAAAAAAAAUGGCUCCCAGGAAGUGAUGCAUUAAGAAACUCAGAAAGUGAGAGGAAGAGCGUGAUAUAUUACUGAAUCUGAAUGCAGGAGGAAGUGAUGUAUAGCAGGGUGUGGAGCAAGAGCUAUGGCAGCCAUUGCAAAAUGGGCAGCAGUGUGUUAGAGCCCAUUGAUCGCUGGCAUAGUGCCAGAGGCAUGAGGUAUCCCAUUACUGCUGAAUGGCUUUAAAGGAGAACACUACAUGAUUUCCACACAGGGCUUCUCACUGUUUCAUGCCCUCACAUCCUGCACACACAAAGCAAUAAUCCCACUUUUGCUGUAUAUGUAUAUGUAGGAAUACUGACAAUUAUUUUUGACUUAUUAGUGAACAGAUGUGAGGGUGUCAUCUUGAAUUUACCUUUCUUUUAUUUUUUUUCUUUUAAUACUGUUUUGUUAAAGCUGCAUUAAUUACAUUUUGGCCACUAGGGGGCAGAACAAUAUCAAAACAUCCUGAAGGAUACAGCCACCACUUAUCACAGGCUUACAUUGUUAGGGCUAACAUGUUAGUGUUUGUGUCCACCGGAUGAAUGUCAAUCAAAUAUUCACUCUCCUUUUUACUCAAAUCUAAUGAAUUUCAUUUCAUUUCACUGUCGUCAGUCUGACGUCCUGCUAAUAAGAGACCUGACCAGUCAGUAGUGAAUCACAUAUCUGUCCCAUAGAUGGGAUUUGGAUGCUGGAUGCAGAUGUUUUGAGAUAAGAUACAAAAUACCAGCUGUGUCCAAAUUAAGGGGCCACAUCCUUCGAAGGCUGCAUUUGACACCUGAUUGCAUCACAGCGGCGUUACUAUGCUGUCCCAUUUUGAAAGCUCCAUCAAAUGCGGCUUGGAAAUGGCGUCCUUCUUUUCCCAGGCCAUGAAAGAUUCAGAGGGUGGAUCCUUCGCAACCAAAUGUAUCCCAAGACUACACUUUUAAAUGUAAGUACUAUUUUUCAAUUCAAUUAAAUAUUUAAAGCUACAAAUGUUAAAAACCAAGGAUAAUUAAAACCUCAAAUUUUCAUUUGAAUAAUACGGCUAAGGGACGUGUUAAGUUACGUGAUGCUAGCUAGCUACUUGGAGCCACUGCGCUUACUGUAGCUCAGCUGCUCACAUCCAAUCUAUGUCACAGUGUUUGAAAGUCUUUAAAGCAUUCACUUUCAAAUUUAAGAGAUUCAAAGGCCGACUUCUAUCUUACCAGAAUGGCAAUUUUAUAGAUAAUGUAUACUUCAUGUGAUGCAUAUAAAUGGACCAAGGUGAACAGAUUUAGACAGGAUGUGGACCCAGACAGUUUAACAUCACUUUCAAAGUCCAGUACAGACGUUGGUAUUGAUAAGAUCUUGGUUAAUUUGCUACUUAAGCUGCUUUUGUUUGUCGGUGUGAAGCAAAACUUACUCUGACAUUUCAUUUUGUUUUAGGAAGCACGGAGCAGACAGAAUGAUGACCUGUUCACCGGAGCUAAAUAUUCAGCCACUGUAGCUUGGAGGUGAAGCAACAAUAGGCCAUUUGUAAUAUCCUUUUUCUUUGUUGUGUUAUUUCUAGUGCUUUCAGGGAUGGUGUAUGUACAUGUGAUUUUAAACUGAAAUUACAUUUGUUUUAAUCAUGCAAGUUAAUAAACACACUUGUUUGAAGUUAGAAGUUUGUUUCGCUGCUGUUGUUGUGGACUACAUGCUAUAAUUGAUUUUCUCUGCCUCAGGAUGGCAAGUGUUCAGGGUCAGGAGAGGGAGUGAGGGGGAAACCCACUGCUGCAACUUGGCCAUGGUUUGUCCUCGUGGAUGAGGUGUUGGGACAGAGGCAUUCCACCCCUCCCCCCCCCCCCCAUCCUAAUUACCUACAUCCCUGAGGACACACCAGGGCCAAGUGCAGCAGUGGAUGACCAGGAGGAGGAGGAGGAGGAAAGCCAGCCAGCAGCAGAGGAAAGAAAGAGAGAGAGGGAAUGAGCCUCCUCGGGUGAUAAAAAGAAGACAUGAGGUCACAGAGAGAGGCAGGAGAGGGUCAUCUCUCUACACGAAAGAUAAGUUGAGAAGAAAAAAUUGAAUUAAUUAAAAUAAAGUAUGUGUUAAAUACAUUGUUUAUUUCAUUUGCAGCGAUCUUUACAACUAUGUAAAACAACAAAACUUUAAUGUCUGCAAGUCCUUAAAUAGUCAUGAAUUAAAAAUCUAUAUCAUAAGUUGGUGUUAAUGUGUACUUUUGCUCAGCUGGACCUGGAUGGGCAGCCACAAUAAAGACCCUGCUAUAUUCUGUCAUCUUGGGUGGUCUCCAGUGUGUGUGUGGAGAUACCACCAGGUCUCCUCCAGGGUCUUUGGGAGGUGGACAAUGAAAAAAGGUAUUCCAAACACUCUGGAGACCACCCUGUAUGAUGUCCCACUUACCAGCAAGAGAAACACCAGGGUCUCAAUCAUGGCAACCCGAAAAUCAGGCCAUCCAGCACAGGAACACUAGGUUUAUUCUGCAGUUCAGGGAUUUAUUUAUCUACCUACAUAGCCUUUUUUUAGCUGAUUAAUAACAAAACAAUUUUUUCAUAUAAAGUGAGAUAUGGGGUAUUUUCAGUAGUGCAUUCAGAUCCUUUACUGAUAUCAUACUGUGAAAACACUCUAAAAGGCUUAAUUCUAAAUCUUGCUCAAAUAAAACUAUGUAUAAAUUAUCAGCAAAGUAUGAAAAGUACUCAGUAAAAUGGUCCCUGUCAAUGUUUUUUCAGUGUUUAAGGUUGAGCUCGUUUUAUCUACUUUAUAUCUUGUUUGGUGGUUUAAUCUACAGCAAAGCAUCAUAUUCUAUAAGAUCAUCAUAUGUUGAUCAGCAUAUGCUCAUGAAGAGUCGGCUCUUGGUAAACAGCCUGUUCUCAGCUCUGUGACAGUGAAUUUUCCAUCUGAUCUAAGGGGGUUUUAAAUUGUUAAUUAGCUUAAGAAGUAGGAGAAUUUUCUCAACACUUAUUCCCUGAGUUUUUCACAAACAUUCAAAAUCAACACAUUUUUAGAUACAUGGUUUUCACUGGACAGGAAGAGUAUGAAAAAUAGUAAUCUGAAAAGUAGCUUGUUAUUAAAGCUGUCAGUAGUGGAGUUUAAGUAUAAGUUAUAUUGAAUGGAAAUACUCACGUAAAAUGCAAAUACCUUGAAUUUGUGCUUGUACUUUUAAAUAUAAAAUCAUAUUGUCAAAGUGAAAUGACAUUAGCUAUACAUUAAAGGAGCUAUUUGUAAGUUUUUGCUAUUGCUACAUAGCCAACAUUAACAGCUGUUUACUUACCAGACUAGUCGAGAGCUUCAUCCAUUGUUGUGUUUUCAAUACAAGACGUUAUACUACACAGCGCUACUUCUUCAGGGCAGACUGGAUGCUACAGUGACUCUGUAUCACAGAGUGUCAAGAUGGGCCAGCAAGGCUAGGGCUAGCUGGUUAGCAUGCUAACAUCAGUGGAAGAAAAUAAGUGAGUAAUAGAAGCAAAACAAGAGGAUUGCAUUUCACCUCUGGAGACAGCUGUUGGCAAGUGAAUGAAUGUCGUUAAAUGCUGAACUCACUCAGAGUUUCUUCUACACUGACCAGUAAACAGCUGUUAAUGCUCAUGUUAGCUAUGUAGCAAUAGCAAAACUCACAAAUAACAAAUGUUAACUGGCUAAUGUUAGCAUUGUUGUUGGCUAAAAGUGCACCCAUUUGUUUUACCUGACCACGGUCCUCUCUCAAUCUGAGAUAUUUUAUACGCUGGCGGUGAGGCAUCCCCAACUCCUCUAAUAAAUUAUUUAAAUUAACAAAUCAAUACAUUUCUGGCUCCGUCUUUUAGCUGUUGGCAUGCUAGGUGACAGGACCAGUGCUUCGUGACACAUUGGUAAGCACUGUUGAUGCCAACGGAAAAUCCUUUGUAGACCAGACCGUCAUAGUCUACUAAAGCUACGAAAAUCAUACAUUCAUAGAUCACGUCCUUGGGCAGAUGCGCCCCCUGAAUUAAAGGUGCACUAUGCAUUCCCGCAUGGUUUCAGCACAAUUUUAUUUUUGUCUCAAAUCAUAGUUCAUCUCCCCUUGAUCCGCUAGCCGCCUGCCCCCUGAAUACACUGUGAAAAAGUGCGAUCUCUGGAGACAACACAGGCGUCACAAACGGCAAACAAACACUAGAGGCACAGGCUGCGUCCCAAAACAUAACAAACCACGUUCCAGCCAA
Seriola aureovittata is the source of this 6500-nucleotide messenger RNA. RefSeq names its product RNA binding fox-1 homolog 3a (gene rbfox3a). Lineage: Eukaryota; Metazoa; Chordata; Actinopteri; Carangiformes; Carangidae. The transcript has 17 exons. Gene Ontology annotation, cellular component: nucleus; cytoplasm. Gene Ontology annotation, biological process: nervous system development; regulation of alternative mRNA splicing, via spliceosome. Bases 501 to 1664 code for a protein of 387 amino acids. Gene Ontology annotation, molecular function: mRNA binding. The record is from RefSeq and is a predicted model, not a curated record.